CGCGCUUCUUCACGAUUGGUCGUACCAUCACGAUCAUCUACGUCGGCGGACUCCCUCCUCUCGACGAGAUCUGGGAUUUUCCUGACGGGAUACGAUCACUAUUUCAUGUUCGUUCGCCGGUUUAUUCUUCGCAGUACGCGUUUGACGCUCGAAGAAUACUCGAUGGACAAGAUGCGUACCCUACAAAAAAGUCUUUUGGCACUUUGCCUGUUUGCGUCAGCCAUGGCAUCACCCACGCCAAAGCCAACUGAAAGUCUUGAAGCCCUUCAAAUUGUCUCUCAGGGCGCCCAAUUAUUCUCCACCAACAUGAUCAAGAUUGUUGCAAAAGAGCAGCAAGACAAUUUGAUAGCUUCUCCUUUGAGUGCCAAUAUCGCUUUAACCAUGGCUGCUAAUGGCGCUGCCGGAACUACCGAAGAACAGUUUAGGCAUGUUCUUCAUCUUCCAUCGAAGACACAGACCCUGACCGGUUUUCAACAACUCAUCAAUACCAUGAACAAUGUUGAGAAUGUUACUUUGAAUCUCGCUAACAAGCUGUUUAUCGGCAAAGAUUUCCCGGUGAAAUCGCAAUACAAGCAAGAUCUCCAGACGUACUUUCAUUCUGACAUCGAGUCGGUAGACUUUAGUCAAAGUGCGAAAGCUGCGGAUACCAUCAAUACAUGGUCCAAGGAAAAGACCAACAACCGCAUCGAUAACAUCGUCCAAGCCGAUGAUUUGGAUUCCUCCCUUGCAUUGGUGCUUGCGAAUGCCGUAUACUUCAAGGGCAAUUGGGCUCAUCAGUUCGACCCAAAAGCUACCACCGACCGUCCGUUCCACGUUGACGCUAAUAAUGUAAAACAAGUUCCUACUAUGUUCAGGAAGGGCAACUAUAAAUACGUUGAAUUACCAGAACAUGAGGCUAAAUGCAUCGAGCUGCCAUACGCGAAUAAAGAGGUCAGCAUGGUAAUUAUCCUGCCUGAUAAAAUCGAUGGUCUCGCUGCAUUAAUCGAUAAUAUCGACGCAGUUAUGCUUGAUUGUAACGUCCGUCUUGCCCAAACGUAUGAACGCGAAGUCCGGGUAUAUCUCCCCAAAUUCAAGACCGAGUCCAAGUUAGAUCUUGGAAAUACAUUAUCUACAAAGAUGGGUCUUUCUGAGCCAUUCAGUAAUUCCGCCAACUUCAAUGGCAUUUCGGAUUUACCUCUGAAAAUCGACAAAGUUGUCCAAAAAGCUUUCAUUGAAGUUAACGAGGAGGGUAGCGAGGCAGCCGCCGUCACUGAAGGCCAAUUCAUGAAAUUCUCCCUUUUACCCAAACAAGCGAUCAAGGAGUUUAAUAUCGACCAUCCAUUCUUCUAUGGCGUCAUAUUAUCAAAACCGGAAGAGGAAGCCUAUGUACCGUUGUUCGGCGGACAUGUCUCCAAAGUGACCUUCGAUAAUUAAGAAAUAAAAUUAUCCAAAUUAGCAAUAAAUAAAUUUGUGAAUGAUCGCGGCAAUUAGUGAUAUAAUAUUGUUGUAUUCAAUUGCGAAAUGAUUAUAUCGAAACGUUUACAUAAUAAUCUCAUAUGAUCAUUCGCUUUUUGUAAUAAUUGGUUUCUUAAAAUUAUAUCUUGGCAUGUUGUCAAAAUCAAUAAAAGGUUAUUUAAAAAAUUGUAAUUUUCUAACAAUAGUUUCUAACAUGUCACAUUUUAUACAUACAUAUUUGUGUCACAUAAUCGCAUAACAGAAUUUCAUAUAAAAUAUAUGUAUUAUGUAAAAUCUUUCGUUGUAUGUGUGCUUCGAGAAUUUAAAAUAUUAAUCAAGAAUCGCAAAUAAUUAUAAAUAAUAAUUUAUAACAUUCCGAUAAAUUUUCUUGCGAUCUUCAUAUUAAAAUCACUCAGAAUUAUUUUAUUUUAUCAUUACAUUAAUUUUCCGUUGCUUUAGAAGUAUUCCCUAAAGUAUUUGGAAUACAUUUUCAAAAUAACAUAAGCUGCAAUUCCAAGGAUGCAACUGCAACGAUUAUCUUAGAGAGAUUGUACACGAUAGAUUUUAUAUAAUCAAUGAUUUGUUUCAGCUAUCAUUAUCGGCUUUACUAAUCAUAAGAUUUGACGUGUUGCAGAUCACAGAGGAAUUAUGAUCCUGAUAUAUAUGAAAAUUUCAUAUGUUCUCAAAGAAAAAAGACAAUUUUUAAGUAUAAAAUCAUCGAUCGGUAAUUAAUCUAACAAAUGUCAAUAUAACUAUCGAUAUGCAUAUGAGGUACUUCUCGCGCUUGUCUAGAAUUUAUUCGCUUUUAUUACAUAACAACAUUGUUUCAUUAUAUUGACUUUUAAUUAAUACUGUAUGCUCCUUAUAUGUUAUGCUUGCCACAUGUGAAAUGUAGAAAUAUCGCGUUAAUAUUCUCACAAAAAAAAUAUAUUUAAAAUUAUAUUAAUUAUUAAAAGAUAUAUUCAUAUACAUAUGUAUAUAUAUAUUAGAUAUUAUCUAUAUAUUGUGUGCUGUAUGUAUUUGAUUAUGAGAUAAUAUCUAAUAUAUAAUAUUAAAUACUGAUUGUGAGAUGAAAUAAAUAUCUUCUAAUCAUCUCUGUGCAGCCUUCUUAAUGAGAUUUCUGAUGCUUUAUAAUGAUUACCUAUGUUACAGGUAUUAUGCUACAGACAUACGCCAUGGUUUAUGAAGAGAAAUUCGAAAUAAAUCGUCCAUUCAUAUAUAAUA
Molecule: messenger RNA, 2658 nt
Organism: Cataglyphis hispanica
Lineage: Eukaryota; Metazoa; Arthropoda; Insecta; Hymenoptera; Formicidae
Product: serine protease inhibitor 3/4-like
Exons: 8
Coding region: 106-1413 (435 amino acids)
Molecular function (GO): serine-type endopeptidase inhibitor activity
Source: RefSeq, a predicted model, not a curated record